AUCGUAAUUCAAGAAACAGAUCACACCAACGCAGCUCCACGUCUCAGAAUGGCAAGGUCAAUGUAUGAUUUAUUGCAAUGCAUGAGAUUAGGAAUUAUUUUUGGAUCAUACGACGCUGAGGGAGUCAAGAACAAGUUACAGAUCUAAAUGAGAGGAGUACGGAAGAAGGGACCUGUCGGUGGGGCAGAAGUCAUCGGCGUGGCACUGUGAAGAAGGGUUUAAUUGUACUCUCCGCCCUUAAACAGGCUGAACUCUAAGAGCCAAACCCACCUGCCGUGGUUCUGAGUGAGAUGGAGUUGGUGGGACCCUAUAAAGUGCCCAAAAAAAAGCCUGGUGGCUAACACUCACUCACCGGCACCGAAGAAAGGGACUUGUCCAGCAGAAGAUAAUGGCUCAUUCAUGGGGAUAUGGUCCUGACAAUGGACCGAGCACUUGGUAUCAUUCCUUCCCCAUCGCUCAAAAUGAUCACCAGUCUCCUAUCAAUAUAGAAACCAGUCAAGCAAAGUACGACCAAUCUCUUCAACCAUUGAGAGUUAGCUAUGACCCAUCAACCUCACAAGUAAUCUUAAACAAUGGCCAUUCCUUCAACGUAGAGUUUGAUGACUCUAAAGACAAAUCAGUUGUUAGAGGCGGAGCCCUGGAAGGAACCUACAGAUUGAAGCAGUUCCACAUUCACUGGGGAUCAUGUGAUGGCCAUGGUUCCGAGCACACUGUGAAUGGAGGCAACUACGAUGCAGAGCUCCAUCUGGUGCACUGGAACACACAAUACGGCAGUUUUGCUGAAGCUGUGAAACACUACAAUGGGCUUGCGGUAAUUGGCGUUUUUCUAAAGGUGGGUAAAGCCAACCAUGCGCUGCAGCCAGUGAUUGAUGCCUUAGCAUUAAUUCCAACAAAGGGGAAAGAGGCUCCUUUCCUUAACUAUGAUCCUUCAGGUCUGCUCCCAAGUUCUUUGGAUUUCUGGAACUAUCAGGGAUCUCUGACCACUCCACCACUCCUGGAGUGUAUCGUCUGGCACGUUCUUAAAGAGCCAAUUAGUGUGAGCAAGGAUCAGUUGUCAAAGUUCCGAGGCCUUUACUUCAAUGAUGAACAUGAAAGUCCCUGCCACAUGGUGAACAACUUUCGUCCACCGCAGCCAUUGAAGGGGCGUGUCAUUAGAGCCUCAUUCCAUUAGGAUCUGAAUCACCCAUAUGUGCCGUGAUCAAGCUUGGAAUCCACACCCUAUUGUUUAAUUAUCUAUUGCUGUGUGCACAGUGGAAGCUUUUACCCCCGUCUAUGCUGAAUCUCUAAUUCCCUCGCGAGUAUUAGGAUCUGAUUAAUGAAAUGUGAAAGUCAGCUGUUGUAGACAAAUCAUUAAUAAAUGUGAGUUGUUGCUUACAGGACAUAGCCACUACUGAUCUCUCUUCCAUAAAUAAUGCUGCAUCCAUAUAAAGAGAACUGGGGACUAUUUCCCCUAUUUUAUUUUCUAGAAUUAUGUCUUAAAGAAUAAACUUGAAGUCCAUGCACUGCUAUGUGUUACAUAAUGGGAACUGGUGUGUGUUGUAAUUGUUCCAGAGAUUAAAGAAAUAUUGAUUUUAAUAGAAAUGUAAAUCUUAUAUAUAUAUAUAUAUAUAUAAAAACAGAAUAUAUAUAUUAAUAUAUAUGAAAAAGUCUUACUGGUGCUUAUUUUUGCUAAGUUUGAAAACAGAAUAUAAAGAA
Molecule: messenger RNA, 1695 nt
Organism: Pseudophryne corroboree (corroboree frog)
Lineage: Eukaryota; Metazoa; Chordata; Amphibia; Anura; Myobatrachidae
Product: carbonic anhydrase 2-like
Exons: 8
Coding region: 389-1171 (260 amino acids)
Molecular function (GO): zinc ion binding; carbonate dehydratase activity
Source: RefSeq, a predicted model, not a curated record